This is a messenger RNA of Cucumis sativus (cucumber), 1060 nucleotides long. RefSeq lists its product as hypothetical. Lineage: Eukaryota; Viridiplantae; Streptophyta; Magnoliopsida; Cucurbitales; Cucurbitaceae. The coding region runs from base 342 to 758 and encodes 138 amino acids. The transcript has a single exon. The record is from RefSeq and is a predicted model, not a curated record.
UGAGAGAGAAGGCUGGUGUCCUACAAUUUUGGACUUGUCUAAGGGUGGAUUAGAAACAUACCUUCUCCACCAAGCAUGUCAUUUUUUCUGACCUUGAGAGGGCAAAAUGGUAAACUGACUUGAAUAAAAGGGAGAGAAAUGGCAUUCUUAUGAUUGUGUCCUUCCCUUUUACAACCUCUUUUGUUUUUACUUGAUCAACAAAAUUCAAGUCCAAGCAACAGCCAUUUCUCAAGACACUAUAAAUGUAUUCCAAAAGCAUCACAAAAGGAACUAUAAUCACAACUUUCCUCUCCUGCUUCUGCUUCUAUUUCAAGGCUCUUGGUUGAGGCAAAUCGACAAACAUGACUCGAAUGCUUACUUUCCUGUUCUGUCUCGCUUCCUUCACAUUUCUUUCCAUUGCCCAAGCUGACGGCAGAGCUCCUCAUGGCUUGGUAUAUGAGAGCCCGGUGGCCUUUUCUCCAAUGGCAUAUGAUUUCUUCCAUCCAAGCACUCAGAAUCCCAGUGGGAAAGACCCAUGUGGUGAUUCCAAAUGUUCCCCCCUUCCCCUUGCGGCACAAGUGCAAUCCACCCCUGCAAAAGAAAGCAAAUACUCCACAACGAUCCAGAACAGUAACCACCGCGUGGGGGCUGGGGGGAUUCUGGGAAUUGUGUUUGGCAUCACAUUUGCUGUGUUUUUGACAAUGGGAGUGUACUAUGUUCUACGUACACGCCAAGCCAAUGCAAACCGAGCUAUGUCUGCUGCACAACCUAGCGCUUGACAUGGGCAAAGCCAACAUGUUUAUCAGAUUAGACAAACACUUCGGCACUUCACUUCUCUUCCUUUGUGUAAUUCUUCACUCUUUCUUGCCAUGGCUUUACAUAUUUAUUGUUCUGUUAUAGAAGUAGGAGGCUAAUCUAAAGCUAUCAUCAAAAUUUCCCUAAACUUUUCAUCUUCAUCCCUCCUCUCCCUCAGUGUGUAAAAUCAAGUUUGUAAAAUUUUUGCCCCCUUGGAGUUUCUAGAUUUGCUCCUACUAAUAUAGCAUGCAACAAAUGUCAAAGAAAAUCCACAACUUUGCAUUGA